Molecule: messenger RNA, 2583 nt
Organism: Babesia ovata
Lineage: Eukaryota; Apicomplexa; Aconoidasida; Piroplasmida; Babesiidae
Product: HEAT repeat-containing protein
Exons: 10
Coding region: 1-2583 (860 amino acids)
Biological process (GO): intracellular protein transport; vesicle-mediated transport
Cellular component (GO): membrane coat; clathrin adaptor complex
Source: RefSeq, a predicted model, not a curated record
AUGAUUUCGUUGCCAGCAGUAGCCAUGGACCGUCUCGGUCUGGCUCCGCCGAAGUUCAAGCCCGGCUUCUUCGUUGAUCACCGGAAGGGCGAAGUCGGGGAGCUGCGCCUGUUGCUACGCAAGAUGGCGGCAGAUUACAAGUGCUCGUCGUCGUUAGACGCGUACACUCACGUUGACAACAACACAAGGCGCAGGGAGAUUCUGAAGCGUCUGAUAAGGUGUAUGACGCUUGGUAUGGACGUGUCUAGGCUAUAUACGGAGGUGGUAAUGGUAUCGCACACAACGGAUCCAGUCCAGAAGAAAAUGAUUUACAUGUUCCUCUCCACAUAUAGCAAGGACAACCCCGAUCUCACCGUGCUCACGAUAAACACCCUGUUGAAGGAUAUCGAAAGUAUAGAUCCGGUUAUCCGCUGCUUGGCGCUCCGUAACAUAUCCGCUUUUGGCACAAAGCUGUCAAACGACUACGCGAAGGACGCCAUACUCAAGAAGUUUCACGACCCCGCGGAUGUCGUGAAGCGCUCUGCCAUUAUUGGCGGGCUGAGAGUUUACAAAUCGCAAUGCGCUAUCGCAAAGAAGGAACAAACCGAUGAAGAGGAUUGUCACGAGCAUCGUUCUGCCAUACUCCAGCAUCUUGUGUCGUCUCUGAGGUCGUUGAAUCUGGACGUGAUGUUCGACUCCUUGUGUGUUUACAGUGAAAUGUUGGGCCAGGGAGAUGAUAUCCAGUUGAGCAAGCAUAGUAUAGUGUACCUGAUAAACCGCAUUAAGAAGAUGACCGAGUGGCAGCAGUGCCUUACCUUGCAGCUGUUGUACACGUACACUCCGGCUGGCGACGAGCUCUUCGACCUCUUGAACCUGCUUGACGACUUGCUGAAUUAUUCGUCUACUGCCGUAUUCUUAGCCACGGCAAAGUGCUUCCUGGCUUGGACGGCCCACGACGACAUGCUGCAGCUGGAAGUUAUCAGGCGUAUUGAAAUCCCUAUGAUUGCUCUUAUAACCCAUUCGUGCAACGAGAUCGCAUACAAUCUACUUCUUAAUACGUUGCUUAUCAUAAUUAAUGCCCCGAGGCUGGAAGAUGACAGCGAAGCAAGCGCAACCUACAAGCCGCCCUUUGCGGACCACUAUGAGGUGUUCUUCUUCCGUUAUGAUGACCCGUCGUAUAUAAAGCAUGUUAAACUGAACAUUUUGGUUGCGAUUGCAUGCGAGGCAAACUACAUGGAAAUAGUCAAGGACCUCAAUGAAUAUGUUUCCGACACAAACCAUGCCAUUGCUGCGAAAUCAGUCAAGGCAGUGGGCAUCAUCGCUCUAAAGUUUCCGGCUCACCUCGACCUGAUAAUAUCACAGAUGUCGGUUGUGUUCAGCCUCGGGAUCUCGUAUCUUAUAAGCGCCGCACUUCACGUAAUACGUGCGUUGCUUUUGGUAUAUCCGUCGGGAGUAGCCAAGUUGCUGGAGAUUGUUGAGGCCUCACGUGACUUCAUCAGGGAGCCGCAGGCCUUGUCAUACUACAUUUGGAUCCUUGGUGAGUACGGUGAAAGCGUUGAACACGCACCGUACACGCUGGAGGAUCUGAUCGACCGCCCUGACAUUUCCGACAUCGCCAAGGAGUUGCUCUGCGCUUCCAUGAAGGUGUUCUUCAAACGACCGCCUGAAAUGUUUCCUGGACUUUCCCGACUGUUCCGAAAGGUCAUGAAUGAAAGUCAAGAUCCGGAUCUUGUAGGACAUGCUGACUUCUACUACGUGCUCCUCUCCACUGACCUAGAGGUUGGUUUCGUCUGGGUGAGCAUUGCAUCUGGUCUGCAGGCCGCCGAACGAAUCGUAAUGGCGCAAUCUUCUCACGACGCUGCCUCCGUGUUGGAAAACUGCAUAGUCGAUUUGGGUAUUGCGCUGCCAACAACUGAUUGGCUGGAAUCGUUCAACAGUUUAAACGCUUUUGAAGAGGACCUAUCGCAAGGAAGUUCACCUAGACGUUUUUUCCCGUUCACUUAUGGCGACAUAGAGAUGGACAUUUUGAUGUCGCCCGCUGCCUCCGAGUCGCCGGAGGACAGCGCAAGCUCCUCAGACUCUUCCGACCAGUCAAUCGAAGGGUACAUUGUCCCAGAUACUGUUAGCGCUAACCAAAGCGCUGUAUCCAGCACAUUGCAAGACGAACUGGGCCCCCUCGACCUGGUGGUACCGAAGACCUUGCUGUCGGAGGAGUUCCAGAAAAGCUGGUUUGCCUGCGACGCUAUCUGCCAAAGCACGGACGAAGUGCCUUCUGCGCAUGCUGACAUGAACUUCGAAGCACUCGAGGACAUGCUUUUCGACGUCCACAUCGCGACGCUCGCAUCCGGCAAGAGCCAGAACACCACGAAGAUGUACCAGUACGCACAAAACUCUGCGGGGCUUGUGGAUGCUGAAGUCGUCGAAGAACAUGUUUACUUGCCUGUAGAUGGGCGCGUCGGCGUCGCUGGAGAACGCCUUGCACACAAACAGGCCUUGAGGGUCGAGAACGGAAGCACAUACGCUGAUGGCAGCGCGUAUGAGGCAGGACUGGACGUACGCGUCGGUUUCGUGGAGUCCGCUGACAUCCGGGGCGCCGUCGCAUGA